GCAUCUCGGCUGCUCCGCGGUCCYUGGGGACAGCAAUCCCAGCUUUAGAUCCACACCGGGAUGAGGGAUCCUCGUGGGAUGAGUUAAAUGGAGAGGAGCUUUCAUCCCGCUGGGAAAAGGAUAAAUUUGAUUUCCGAUCAAAUAUGUCCGGGAAGAGCGGAGGAACCGCGGGAUGCGGGGGCUGCGCGAUCCCCCGGUGCGGGCUGGUGAGGACACGCUUCGACAUUUCAUCAUCGCAUCGCAUCGCAUCGCUCGGGAUUCCAACCCCUGCUCCCAAAAUCCCUCUUUUAUGGCUCCUGCCGGGYUGUAAAUCUGCGGCUUCCACGGCUGGCGCCUUUCACGGGGGAAAACAUCCGGCCCCGGCAAACUUUGAUGCUCCCGGAGUGCGUCACUCCCGCACGGGGUUCGCGCCCACGGGCAGAAAAUCCAUUGCAAAAGCAGAACUUGGCGAUUUCGGGGUUUCUGACGGGUCUUGCUCAACGUGGUCAGCGAGGUCGGGGCCCCUUCCCGCUCCCGGACGUGCCGAGGGCUCCGGUUCAGCUCCGGAUCAGCACAUUUGGCACCGRGGGGAUGGCGGAGGGGGCUGCGGGCUGGGCUGGCGUUUGCCACGGGCACGGAGAUGACCGGAGCGGGGGGAAUGGUGGGGCGGUUCUGCUCCCCCUCUUUUCUCCCUUGGAUUGCGGGGCUGGAGCGCUGCGGUCACCGCAGAUGACAAAACCGCGGGGAGCGGGAUCACAGCGGGCUCGGAGCUCUGGGAAUUCCCUGUGGGAGCUCCAGGAAUUCCCUGUGGGAGCUCCAGGAGGGGAGUUCAUCCCUGCCCAGCUGCCGGAAGGAUGGGAUAGUUCCACUCGUGCUGCCCGGAUCCACGUGGGAUCCACCUGGAGAUAAACCUGAGUUUCCUUGUGAGUCACACAAGGAUUUCCUUCCAAGCCGGAUGCUCUGGGAAGGGAAAAGCARGAAAAUGGGGAGAGGGUCUGGGUGGGGCCAUCCCCUCCGCCUGGUUCCUCUCACCCUGACAAACACCUCCUUUCCCGUGUUUUAGGGUGAAACAUUCGGUCCCGGCUUUGCCUCAGGCAACCCCUUGAGAACCCGGGUGAGAAAAGUCGGAGCAGGGCUGGAGCCGCGUCCCGAUCAGGAUCGGGGGAUAAACAGCCGUAAAUCACGGGAUUAGCGCCCGUCCAUCCCCGCCGGGAGCGCAGCCGAGCACCGGGCGCUUGGAYCAACUUCAGCACAUUUUGGGAAUGGCCUCGCCUGCCCCGGGGGGACCCGUCCGUUUCCUCACGCUCCCGGGAUCUUCUCACCCCUCCGCUCUCGUGUUUUCGGCCCGAGCAUCCCUGUGGGGACGCUGGGACAGGGGUGGUUCCGUGCUGGCCCGUUCCCGCUCGGGAUUUCCUGCUGCCCAUCCCCGCGGUGGCGCGGCGCUGCCCGGCACACGUGUCCCCGCUGGCCCGGUGCCACCCGGCGUGCCCGGCUCCGUCCCGGCUGCCUCCGUUUGGGGUGACGUAACCCCGGCCGCGGUUGCUUCAGAAAGAUCGGGACCGUUCCCGGGCGGGGACCAAGGUCCGGCACCGAUCCCCGCUCCGGCCACGCGUCCGGCACGAGCGCGGCCCCAUCCCUGCCCCGCCGGCAUUUCGGGAUUGAUUUGGGGAUUUGGGGAUUUGGGGAUUUUGGGAUGUUGGGAAGGGGCUGCGGCUCUCUCGGCUCGGCCCCGGGAGGUGGCUGAGGAUGCAAAGAUGGAAAAUCCACGCUCGGAGCGCUGCCUGCCUGGAGCAUCAUCCCCUCUCCAUCACCCGCUCCGCCACCGCCGGCUGCUGGGGGGUGAGAGGGAUUCCCUGAGCCGCUCCAUCCAUGGGGAAAACGGCAGGCGGAAGGGAAAUGUUUGUGUCUGAGGAAGAGUAUUCCCCGUUUUUUAUCUCCGCAGCUGCGGAACAGCCUGUAAAUCACCCGGCUCCGGCGCUGCUGCUGGAAACCCCAGGCGGAGAGGAGAAAUUCCUGCUGGAAGCGCUCUCCGGCGUCAGCAGCCGGGGAGGGGGGACGGAGGGCGGGCAAAGUUCGGCUCCUAUAAAGCCAGGUCUGCUCCUCUUCAUUCAUUCCCCUGGCAGCACCGCCGGCAGCAGCACAUCCAGAAUUUGGAGCAAAUCGUGCCCUGGGAGAGCCGCGUUUCUGCAGGAUGCUGAGGAGAGCCGCCCUCACCUGCCUCCCGYUCCUGCUGCUCCUGUCCCGCGCCGCUUGCCGGCCCCACACGUGGGACCAGGACAGGUUCCAGCUGGAAGCCGUCAAAAAGGAGAUCCUGGAGCGGCUGGGGAUGCCCGCUCCCCCCGUCAUCCGGCGCCAGCUGGACCGGGAGAGCAUCCAGAGAGCGCAGCGGCUCUACCAGCUCAAAGUGGCCGAGCUGGCGGCGAACCGGAGCCGCCAGGAGGAGGAGGAAGAGGAGGAAGAGGAGGAAGCCGUGCCCAGGACGCGGCGGCUGCACCGCCUGACCCCCACCUUGCUGCUCCAGCCGGACAUCCCCGAGGGCCAGCAGGACUCUCAAGGACACCGGGACGCCCUCGGUUCGCACCGCUAUCAAUUGCUGCUGUCCCGCACCGAGGAUUUYCACCGGCGGCUGCGGGUGCUGCGGGCGGARCUGWMRCUGUCGCUGUCGCUGUCRCUGCCCGGUAACUCAGUGCCACCGCGGGUCACCAUCCACACCCUGCGGGGCCCCGAUGGCACCUCCCGGUUCCUGCGCAGCCAAGAGCUGUCCCGGGAUUGCCGGAGCCUGGAGCUGACCGGAGCCGUGCGGCGCUGGCUGGCCGGGCCCGAGGCCACGCUGCGCCUGCAGCUCGACUUUACCGCAAACAUCUCGGCCGCUCUGACCGCCCCCGGCGAGGAAACGCCGGUGCUGGAGGUGGAAACGGAGGAGAAACCGGAGCGGGCGGCCAGGAGAGCGCGGGGGCUGGAGGAGGAGUGCGGGAAGAGCGACGGGAAGUGCUGCCUGAAGUCGCUGAAAGUUUCCUUCCAGGACAUCGGCUGGGCCGACUGGGUGAUCGCCCCCAACAGUUACUACAUGCGCUUCUGCGAGGGCUCCUGCCCGCACAAUUACAAAGCCGCCAGCAUGCACGCCCAGAUCCAGUCCCGGGUGCAUUCCCUGUCCAAGGCCGCGCCCCCGCCCUGCUGCGUCCCCGCCGCCUACGACCCCAUGGUGCUGAUGCACUACGACAGCGAGGGCAGCCUGGUGUCCAGCCUCUUCGAGGACAUGCUGGUCACCCGCUGUCACUGCGCCUGAGGGCGGCUCCGAGCCCGGCAGGGUGGGGCAGGGCCAGGCUGAUCCCUCGCGGCUCCAGCAUCCCAAAAUCCCAAUCCUGUAAUACCGAGUGACUCUGCACCAACCCUGGAUCCACCCCCGAAAUCCCGAUCCCAUGGCACCGAGUGACUCCACACCAAGCCUGGAUCCAACCCCGAGCUCAGCCUGACCUAUCUGGAAUCAGCAUCCCAAAAUCCCAAUCCUGUAACACCGAAUGACUCCACACCAACCCUAAAUCCACCCCCGAGCUCAGCCUCACCUAUCUGGAAUCAGCAUCCCAAAAUCCCCAUCCUGUAACACCAAAUGACUCCACGCCAACCCCGGAUCCACCCCCAAAAUCCCGAUCCUGUGGCACCGAACAACUCCACCCCAGACCCGGCUCUG
Malurus melanocephalus (red-backed fairy wren) is the source of this 3667-nucleotide messenger RNA. Its product is annotated as growth/differentiation factor 15-like. Gene Ontology annotation, molecular function: growth factor activity; cytokine activity. Gene Ontology annotation, cellular component: extracellular region. The transcript is spliced from 2 exons. Lineage: Eukaryota; Metazoa; Chordata; Aves; Passeriformes; Maluridae. Gene Ontology annotation, biological process: SMAD protein signal transduction. The record is from RefSeq and is a predicted model, not a curated record. Bases 2171 to 3265 code for a protein of 364 amino acids.